This is a messenger RNA of Cucumis melo (muskmelon), 974 nucleotides long. RefSeq names its product protein FERTILITY RESTORER RF2, mitochondrial-like. The coding region runs from base 339 to 863 and encodes 174 amino acids. The record is from RefSeq and is a predicted model, not a curated record. NCBI's taxonomy places the organism in Eukaryota, Viridiplantae, Streptophyta, Magnoliopsida, Cucurbitales, Cucurbitaceae. The transcript has 5 exons. Gene Ontology annotation, biological process: chloroplast organization; thylakoid membrane organization. Gene Ontology annotation, cellular component: chloroplast.
AAUAACUAUCAUGAGUUUAGCUCUACAUAUUCAAGGACGAGAGAUCCGAGUUCAAAAUACCCUACUAGAAAAAAGAUCAAUAAUAAAAAUAAUAACUUUCUUUUCACAUUACCCUUUUUUCUUCUUCUUCUUCUUCUUCUUCCUGCCUCUAUCACAAAAGAGUCGUCGCCAGGAGCUUCACCGCCAUAUCUCUCUCCAUAGCGAGACCUUCCGGAAUCUCUCCUCCUUUUCUCUUAAGAAAGCUUUCCAGCAUUACCCUUUUGCGCUACUUUGUAGAGACGAAGCGCGUUCAUCCUCGGCUUUCUCGUAUCUCAAAAGGUUAUCAUCUACCCUUGUAGAUGGAGAUGCUUACUACAAAUUCUGCUGUGAUGCUACCUCUUCUACCCCCAGUGGGUCAGCAUUGGGGAAGAAUGAAGGCCAAAGACUUACCUCUUAGGCGGUAUAGUUCCCAGCAUCAAACUCCUAAUGGGAGGAGACAAUCAUUGUUUGCUAAAGCAGGACCGGUAUUUCUCAAACCAAUUCCAUCUACUGGGACGAAGGGAGGCAUUCUAUGUUCAAGUAGAAAGAACAGUACUUUCAUUUGUUUGGCUGCUUUGAAUGCUCGAUGUGCAGCGGAGCAGACCCAGACAGUUACAAGAGAGGCUCCUACAAUCACUGUUCUUCCCGGCAAGGAGAAGUCACCGCAAUUGGAUGAUGGCGAUUCUGGAUUUCCACCUCGAGAUGAUGGUGAUGGUGGCGGCGGCGGUGGCGGCGGCGGAGGCAACUGGUCUGGUGGGUUCUUCUUCUUUGGUUUCCUUGCUUUCUUAGGCUUUCUAAAAGAUAAAGAAAGUGAAGGGCCAUAUCAGGAUGAUCGGAGAAGAUAAAUAUACUUCGAUUAAACAUAUGUAGAUUCUAAAUUUAUACUUCAAUAUACAAUCUCAUGAUAAACGUUUGUUUCUAGCCAUGUUAAAUCGCCAUUAAAUUCCUUUCAUCCA